Messenger RNA from Papilio machaon (common yellow swallowtail), 2737 nucleotides. RefSeq names its product angiopoietin-related protein 6. The coding region runs from base 93 to 2315 and encodes 740 amino acids. The record is from RefSeq and is a predicted model, not a curated record. The transcript has 8 exons. Lineage: Eukaryota; Metazoa; Arthropoda; Insecta; Lepidoptera; Papilionidae.
CACCGAGAGCGCAUACCACGCGCGUCGGCCAGUCGCUUGACAGUACGUUUUCGAGCGUGUCUUACGCGUCUCGUGCGGCCCGUGCUCUUGCGAUGCCCAAGUGGUGGUUGGUGGUGCUACUGGCAGCGAGUGCGGCGGCGGGCGGCCGCCUGCCCCGUACCUCGCCGCCCGCUUCAGCGCCCGCGCCCGCUCCCGCGCCAGUUCCCGCUCCGCGCCUUCCCCAGAGGAACUUUACCCUGUCCAGCAGGACAUCCGUACGGAACAGGGAACAAUAUAUAUUUAACGUCUUCGAAGUGAUUGUUAGUACAUUGGAGACAAAAUUACAAAGGAUAGAAAACUUAGAUAAAGCUGUAGAACAUUUGAUGCGACGAGUGGAAGCAUUGGAUUCUCGUGUUAAUGACAACAUAGACAAAACUGAUGCCAUCAUUUCAAAACUAGGAAAUCUCGACUUAAAACUAUUCAGUCAGCUCAAUCAAGAUGAAGAAGAAGUGUUUACAGAGAGGACAGUUAAGAGAAAGAGUGAAAGUAAAAUUAGCGAUACACAAUUACUUGACCGAAAGUUAGAAUCCUUGGAUCAAAAGGUGUCAAACAUUGAUUCAAAAUUAGUAGGUUUAAAAAAUCAAAUAGAUAAUAAUUUCUUACCAGUUGAUGAUAUUAAUGCUGAAGCUAGCGAAAAGAAGCCAAUCAACUUAAACGUUAUUGAAAUUGCGAAAGGUCUCAAUACAGAAGUAGUUAAUACGAUCACAAAAGAAGUCGAUCAACUAAGAACGUCAAUGUCCACCGUUGAUCGUAAGCUACAAUUUCACAUAAAUCUUGUUUCUGAAAAUUUAGGUAAAGUACUUUAUAUGAUGGCAGAUGUUCAUGCAGCUAUAGUGGAACCCGACUCUGCGUCAAUAAAUGUUAACAACAUUUUUAAGAAUAGGACAACAACAAGUACUCAAUCUCCCAUAUCCAAAGGAAGUAAAAUAGAUACACUUGUAAAUAAAAUCAUUCCUAUGAUGAGUGUAUCGGAGAAAAUGGACGAAGUUUGGGAUGUUGUCGUUGGGACUAAAAGUUCUGUUGACGAUUUGGUACCAAAAUCAGAUGAACUGCUUACACAAACUCAGAGACAAGAGCGAGCCAUUGGUCAAAUUCACAACGACCUGAGACUAAAAACAAAUCUUAUUAUAGAAAAUUUGGAUAUGGUAGAAAAGCGACUGAAAAAACAAGAAGAUGACGUCGCAACAUUAGCCCAGCGUCCAGUGCCUGCUGAAUUACUUCUGGAUCCGACUAUCGACAGGCUAGUGGAGUACGCUCCAAGCAGAUAUAGAUAUGACGAGCCCUCUACUGACCCUAAUAUGAGUACUGUCGCAGCUACAACUUCGCCGAGCUUCUCUGCUACAAUCAAUAACAGCCUGAACACUUCGACCAGCCCGAGCAGUGCUAGCGGCUCGAGUAGCACAAACUCACCCACGACCAUGGCGGCAACCAGUUCCAGUAGCGUUAGUGGUAACACCACCAGCGGCGCCAGCAACUCUGGUCCACGUCCCGCUAGCCGUAAGGGUGGCAUCAUCUUCCCCAGCGUUAAAAACAAGCCUAUCGUCGGCAAUAACACUUUUGCCUCAGAGAUCGUCGCCAACUAUAAAGAUGUGAAAGGUUACUCAUGCGUCGAUCUUCUGAACGCUGGGAUGCGGGACUCUGGAGUAUAUUACUUGCAAAUCCGGGGCACCACUUAUUGGUUCCUUAAAGUGUUCUGCGAACAAAACGUCGCUGAUGGAGGAUGGACGGUAAUCCAUCGUCGGGAUGAUUAUGGUGUUCCGGUGGAGAAUUUCAACCGAGACUGGAGUGAUUAUAAAAAUGGUUUCGGAGACCCUAACAAAGAAUUUUGGCUCGGCAAUGAAAAUAUUUACAUGCUGACAAACAAUGAUGAUUACAUGCUCAGGGUUGAGCUUGAGGACUUCGAUGGAAACAAAAGAUAUGCGCAGUAUUCGCACUUCAAAAUAUAUUCAGAAGCGGAAUACUACAAAUUAGAGAUAGAUGGCUACGAGGGAAAUGCGGGCGAUUCACUAAACGACCCGUGGUACGGAUCCAACAACAGUCCCUUCUCUACGUAUAAUAGAGACAACGACAGAUCUUCUCUGAAUUGUGCAUCGAUGCUAAAGGGUGGUUGGUGGUGGAAGUCUUGCGGACGCGGUCUCAACGGUCUCUACCUUCAUGAUCCACAAGAUCUCACUGCUCGACAAGGCAUCGUAUGGUUCCGUUGGCGAGGAUGGGACUACACUCUGAAGCGGGCUUCAAUGAUGAUCAAACCCAAAGGCCUACAACCCAACACGUGAAGCCGCAUCAACGUUUAGACAUUAUCAUAUCCGGCCUCUGUUUAAAUUUACGGAUUUAUUGUGUCAUAUAACCGUUCAUUUCUAUUACAAAUGUGAAGAAAUAAGGUUACUAAUACACGUGUGACAAAUAUUUAAAAAUACCGUUAAAUUUCUCAAAAAAUAUACUUAGGUACUGAGUUAUACCAAUUCGUGUGCAAUUUUAGGGAAAAGUAAUAUAAUUCAAAUAUAAAGUAUAGAGAGUACACAAGUUGAAAAUAUAUAAGCGUUAUACUACAUGUGAAUAUAUACUAAGAAAAUUUGUGGCACGCGCAUUAAACGUGGUUGAAUUCAUCGCGGCAUAUAAUUACAUGUUAUCUAUAAAGUGCAUUACCUUUUGUUUCUUAUUUCGUAUUUAUUCAUACCUUUAUCUAUACUAAUAUUAU